Messenger RNA from Quercus lobata, 1305 nucleotides. RefSeq lists its product as uncharacterized. The transcript has 3 exons. Gene Ontology annotation, molecular function: protein dimerization activity. The record is from RefSeq and is a predicted model, not a curated record. NCBI's taxonomy places the organism in Eukaryota, Viridiplantae, Streptophyta, Magnoliopsida, Fagales, Fagaceae. The coding region runs from base 1 to 1305 and encodes 434 amino acids.
AUGGUUGAUGAAGCUCGUGAUGAGUCCGUGAAAGAGCAAAUGGCUGUGGUGUUUAGAUAUGUUGAUGCAGAAGGUUUUGUGAAAGAACGCUUUUUUGGGCUUAUUCAUGUUGUUGACAUUGCAGCUUUGACUCUAAAGAAUGGGAUAUAUUCUUUGUUAUCUCAAUAUUGCUUAGAUAUACAAAAUAUUCGAGGGCAAGGAUAUGAUGGAGCAAGCAACAUGCGAGGUAUGUGGAAUGGAUUACAAGCUUUGAUUUUGAAUGAUUGCCCAUAUGCUUACUAUAUCCAUUGUUUUGCACAUCGCUUACAAUUGGCAUUAGUAAAAGCAUCAAAACAAGUUGUUCCCAUUAGUCAUUUUUUUCUUACAUUGCUUUUUCUGAUCAAAAUUGUUAGUGCUUCGUGCAAGCGCAAUGAGCAAUUGAAAGUUGCCAAUGCUAAUGAAAUAGCACGUUUGAUUGAUCUUGAAGAGCUUGAGACUGAAAGUGGACUUAAUCAAAUUGGCACUUUACAACGACCUGGAGAAACACAUUGGAGUUCACAUUUUAGAUCAGUUUCUAGCUUAUUAAGGAUGUUUAGUUCAACUGUUGAAGUCUUACAAAAUAUAAUUGAUGGUGCAAUUGAUGGAGAAAAUCGGGCAGAAGGAGAGUCAGCUUAUGAAGAUUCUCAACUACAGGAACUAAAUUAUCGGUUUAAUGAAGAUGCAAUGGAGUUGCUUAGGCUUAGCUCAGCUUUAGAACCUCGAGAGGUAUUAAAAUCUUUCAGAAUUAGUGAUCUUUGUUUGUUGGUAAAGAAUUUUUAUCCACAAGAUUUCACAAAUUAUGACAAACAAGUGUUGGAGAAGGAGCUUUUUCAUUUUGAGCAUAAUGUAGUUCAAGAUCCAGAGUUCAAAAAAUUGAAAAGUUUAUCUGAGUUGUCUCAAUGGUUAGUGAGAACUGGAAAUUCAAAACACUACAAACUUGUUUAUAGAAUGGUGAUACUUGUGCUUACUCUUCCAGUUUCUACUGCUACUACAGAGCGAGCAUUUUCAGCUAUGAAACUUGUCAAAACUGAACUUCGAAACAAAAUGGAAGAUGACUUUUUGAAUGACUCUUUGAUGUUAUACAUUGAAAAGGAUAUAGCUUCGACAUUUAGUUUGGAUUCAAUAGUUGGAGCGAGCAUGAGUAAUGAGGAAAGGGUCCAAGUAUUGCCAUUUCCGACUCAAAACAUGGAUGUCUUUGCUUGGAACCCCUAUAAAGUUCCUGAGGUUGAUCUCGGGCUUAUUGUCCACAAGCUUAAUGUAGACCCCUCAUAUCCCCCAAAGAAGUAG